Molecule: messenger RNA, 1551 nt
Organism: Gaeumannomyces tritici R3-111a-1
Lineage: Eukaryota; Fungi; Ascomycota; Sordariomycetes; Magnaporthales; Magnaporthaceae
Exons: 2
Coding region: 83-1060 (325 amino acids)
Biological process (GO): translation
Cellular component (GO): ribosome
Molecular function (GO): structural constituent of ribosome
Source: RefSeq, a predicted model, not a curated record
GCCUUUGCGUGAGGCUCGGCAUGAGCAGGCGCUUUCUUCGCACGCGAGCUCUGAUACGGCUCCCGUGCCGCCACUACCAGCCAUGCCUCCAAGAGUAGCCUGCCCGCAGGGGUUCAGUCUUAUAACAUUAUGCCUGCGGCCCGCGGUAAGGCCAACACUGGCGGCGGCGGCGGCGGCGGCGGCUAGCCUUCAGCCGCUGGUGCAGACGGCCAGCAUAUCCCUGAAGGAGAAGAAGCGGAAAGCAAAGAUAGACCCGUACUGGUGGGAGCAGUCGCAACAGAGGAUAGCGAAGAACAAGCAGCGGCAGGCCGAGCUGCGCGCCAUACGCGACAAGGAAUGGGGCAGCCCCGUCCAUGGCAUCCCGACGCCGUUCGUCGAGUCCCUUGACUCGGCCGGCCAGGAGGCCAUGUCGCGGGUGGUGGCGCGCGACAAGGACGGCAACCUGGUGGACGCGGAGCCCCAGCCGCUGCCGACGUCGCCGCACCUGCUCAACUACCAGCUCACGCGGGACGAGCUGGAGCGGGCGCUGGCGGACUCGUACCGCCUCACCCGGCCCGUGCCUAACCCCAACGAGAGCGAGGCAAUGCGGCUGGAGAACGAGCGCCUGCACCAGGAGCGGCACCAGAAGGCGGCGCUGGCGCUGCAGCGCAUCACGGCGCUCGAGAACGCGAGCUCUGAGGACCGCAGGCACGCAAACAUCCGCCGCUGCAUCGAGACAUUCGGCCGGCACGCCACGGACAACUUCCUGAGGCCCAAGCCGGUGCCCGUCGGCGUCAAGCCCCUCGAGCCGGUUCCCCGCGCAGGGCCCGACACGGGCUCGUCCGAGGUCCAGAUCGCGAUCCUCACGACCAAAAUCAGAGUCCUCGCACGCAUGUACGAGGGGAAGCACGGCAACGGCGACAAGGUCAACAAGCGAAACCUGAGAUUGCUGGUCCACAGGCGGCAGAAGCUCCUCAAGUAUAUGGAGAGGAAGGAGCGGGGGAGCGAGAGAUGGACUCAUAUGCUCGAGAAGCUUGGGCUGACCCCAGCGACCUGGAAAGACCAGAUCGCCAUCGAAUGAUGGGCCUGAUGAUGCGUUUUGUAUGUAUAUCUCCCCAGGGCUCCCACUUGGGACUCGAGAUGAUCCCAACCCAAUCUCUUACCGUCAACAGUUCGACACGGGGAAAAGGGGACUGUGAUAUAGAUGUGUAAUUUUGCGGUGUAAAAUACAUGCAGUCUCGGCAAGAUCGACACCGAUCUCCCUUCCUGCUUUGCUGCCCAGGCUGCGCCAUCCCAUGAUCUGCGGGCCGACCGCCAUUUAGCGGCGUGUUGGCAAAGGCCUCUGGUAUUACCUUUUACCCCAAAUUCGAAAGACAAUAAAAGGAGCCAAACUGAAAUAAGCCAAAAGAUUCGCCGCAUGGGACAGAAUGAUAGCAAAAGGAGAGACACAGUUACUAACUAGAAAAUCAAAAGCAGAAGCCAACCAAACCCAAACAGCAGACUAGGUGUGAUCAGAACACACUAAUGUAAUUUCCAAUGCGCUCCUUCUGGUUCUGCGCGAUACACUCGGCG